GAAGUAAGUAGUAGUUCCAUUUUGGUUUGUUUGUUGCGGCAUCUGUGCCAAGGAAGUGCCCUAGCUCUGGGGCGUAGCAUCUUCGCGGAUUCGUAAAUCGUCAUUCCGAAUUUGAGACUGCGUCGCAAGAUUCACACACUUGAAAAAGCAAUGGAUGAGGUAAAGCAUAAAUCAAGGAAAGAAGAUCAUGAGGUGAAAGAAGGGGAUUCUAAGAGGAGUCACCGUGAUCGAGAUCGUGAUAAAACUGGAGAAAGAGUUAAGGGUGGAAACGAUGGGAGGUACAGGGAUAGGGAGAAGAGGGAUCGUGAGUCUCGACGAUAUGAGAGAGAGAAGAGUAGUGAUUCUGAAGACAGGUACAAUAGAGAUAGGGAGAAGCGCAAAGAUAAAGAUAAGGAUAGAACACGAGUUCAGGAUGUGGAUAGAGAAAGAGCUCGGGACAAGAAAAGGGAAAGAGAUAAGGAAGACAAGGAAAAGGAGAGGACAGACAGAUUAAGGGAGAGGGAAAGGAAGGAGGAUAAGGAGAGGACUAGAGAGAGAGAAAGGGAAAGGGAAAGGAGGGAUCAUGAGAAAGAGAAGGAAAAGGAAAGAGAAAAGGGGAGGAGAGUACGUGAGAGGGAGAAGCGUAGGGAAGUUGAUAGUGAAUACAGUGAUGGUGAGCCUCGGGAGAGAGAUAGGAAGCGGCAUCGGAAAGAGGAUGAUAAUGACAAGGGGCGAGAGAGGGAAAGAAGUGCCAGCAAGUCCAACAGGCAAACUGAGGAACAUGAAGCAAGCCCAAGGAAAAAGAGUGGUGGAGAUGACAUAGAUACCAAAGAUGAAGAGAUAAAACCUACACGUGAAGAGGAAAUGGAGGAUGAACAGAGGAGGUUGGAUGAAGAAAUGGAAAAGCGGAGGAGGAGAGUUCAAGAAUGGCAAGAACUAAGGAGGAAGAGGGAAGAAGCAGAAAGAGAAAAGCAGGGUGAAGAAAGUGUUAAUGAACUUGAGUCUGGAAAGACAUGGACACUUGAAGGAGAAUCUGAUGAUGAAGAAGGACCAGGUACUGGGAAGCAAGAUACAGCUAUCGAUGUGGAUGAAGAAGACAAACCUGCUGAUAAGGAACCUAGCGAUUUGAUGGUGGUAGAUGUUGAUAAUGGACCGGUUGCACCUGAUUUAGAGGAUGCAACUGCUGGUGCUCCUUUAGAUGAGGAAAUAGAUCCAUUAGAUGCUUUCAUGAAUUCUAUGAUUCUACCUGAAGUUGAAAAGCUGAACAAUGCUGUGACUGCGUCACAUUUUGAUAACGCCUCUGAAUUGAAGCCCAAGGAUAAAGGGGAUGAGCAAAGUCGUGGUGCACAGUCAAAGAAAGGUUCAAAUAAAUCUAUUGGCAGAAUAAUUCCUGGUGAAGAGUCUGACUCAGAUUAUGCGGAUCUUGAAAUUGAGGGGGAUCCCGUAGAUGAAGAUGAUGAUGAGUUCAUGAAAAGAGUGAAGAAGACAAAAGCUGAGAAGCUUUCUAUAGUUGACCACUCAAAGAUCGACUAUGAACCAUUCAGGAAAUUUUUUUAUAUUGAAGCGAAGGAGAUCUCAAAGAUGACUCCCGAAGAAGCUGCAGUAUCCAGGAAGCAGUUGGAGUUGAAGGUACAUGGAAAGGAUGUUCCGAAGCCUGUAAAAUCUUGGCACCAGACUGGACUUACUAGCAAAAUUUUGGAGACAAUAAAGAAGUUGAACUAUGAAAAGCCGAUGCCUAUUCAAGCACAGGCACUGCCUGUAAUUAUGAGUGGUCGAGAUUGCAUAGGUACUGCUAAAACUGGUUCUGGCAAAACACUUGCUUUUGUUUUGCCAAUGUUGAGGCAUAUCAAGGAUCAGCCACCAGUUGUUACAGGAGAUGGUCCUAUCGGACUUAUUAUGGCUCCUACAAGGGAACUUGUUCAACAGAUUCACAGUGAUAUAAAGAAGUUUGCAAAGGUACUGGGACUCAGGUGUGUUCCUGUCUAUGGAGGUUCUGGUGUUGCUCAACAAAUUAGUGAGUUGAAACGUGGUGCUGAGAUAGUGGUUUGUACACCAGGUAGGAUGAUUGACAUACUAUGCACUAGUAGUGGAAAAAUAACUAACCUGCGUAGAGUCACUUAUCUGGUCAUGGAUGAGGCUGAUCGAAUGUUUGACAUGGGCUUUGAACCUCAAAUCACGAGAAUUGUUCAGAAUAUUCGACCAGAUCGUCAAACGGUUCUCUUCUCUGCUACUUUCCCCCGUCAGGUUGAAAUUCUGGCUCGUAAGGUCUUGAAUAAACCUGUUGAAAUACAAGUUGGUGGGAGGAGUGUUGUGAACAAAGACAUAACACAGCUAGUUGAGGUGAGGCCAGAAAAUCAGAGGUUCCUUAGACUCUUAGAAAUAUUAGGGGAGUGGUAUGAGAAAGGAAAGAUUUUGAUGUUUGUCCACUCACAGGAGAAAUGUGAUCUUUUGUUUAAGGAUCUGCUCAGGCAUGGUUAUCCAUGCCUUUCUCUUCACGGGGCUAAGGAUCAGACAGACCGUGAAUCCACAAUUUCUGAUUUUAAAAGCAAUGUCUGCAAUUUAUUGGUUGCAACAAGUAUUGCUGCCAGGGGAUUAGAUGUCAAGGAGCUUGAAUUGGUGAUCAAUUUUGAUGUUCCAAACCACUAUGAAGAUUAUGUACAUCGUGUUGGUCGCACUGGCCGAGCUGGCCGAAAGGGUUGUGCCAUUACAUUUAUUUCUGAGGAAGAUGCAAGAUAUGCACCAGAUCUGGUGAAAGCUUUGGAGCUGUCUGAGCAGGUUGUUCCCAAUGAUCUGAAAGCUCUUGCUGAUAGCUUUAUGGCAAAAGUGAAUCAAGGACUGGAGCAAGCCCAUGGGACUGGUUAUGGAGGCAGUGGCUUUAAAUUUAACGAGGAGGAAGAUGAGGUGAGUAGAGCAGCAAAGAAAGCGCAAGCCAAAGAAUAUGGGUUUGAAGAAGACAAGUCAGAUUCGGAAGAUGAAGAUGAAGGUAUUAGGAAGGCAGGAGGUGACAUCUCACAGCAUCCUGCUCUUGCUCAGAUUCUUGCCGCCACGAAAGUGAAUUCUCCUGCAGUGCCUACUCCCAGCUCUGCUGGCCAGCUGAUUUCAAAUGGCGGACUACCUGUUUCUUUGCCAGCUGUUCUUGGUCUCCAGAAUGCCACAGUCAUGCCUGGGACAGGGCUACCCCUUGCUGCAAAUGACGGGGCAGCUCGAGCAGCAUUAGCUGCUAUAAACCUGCAGCACAACUUAGCAAAAAUACAAUCUGAAGCAUUGCCAGAGCAUUAUGAGGCUGAGUUGGAAAUUAAUGAUUUCCCUCAGAAUGCUCGCUGGAAAGUCACACACAAGGAAACUUUAGGCCCCAUUUCUGACUGGACCGGAGCUGCCAUUACCACCAGGGGGCAGUAUUACCCACCUGGCAAAAUCCCAGGACCUGGAGAACGCAAACUCUACUUGUUCAUUGAGGGUCCCAGUGAGCAGUCUGUUAAGAGAGCUAAAGUAGAAUUGAAGCGUGUUUUGGAAGACAUCACAAAUCAGGCUUUGCAACUUCCCGGUGGAACUCAACCAGGCAAAUACUCCGUUGUAUAAAGUGGGAAAGAUGGCUGUCCAGCCUAGAAGCUUUGUUUUUUGUGAUCUAUUUUGUUCCCUGUAGCCAUAUAUAGGUGUAUAAUUAUCCUUUGCUGGAUGGUCUAGAUCGAUUAAAGUGAUUUUAUCCUUCAUCUUCUUAGGGUGGAUUUUGUUUUAGUUCAGAACUAAAACAGAUAUUCUUUUUGUGGGUUUAAAGUUGGGAAUAAACUUGAUUUAGUGUGUAAUCAGAGCUAGCAAACUGGUGAUAUUUGUUUAGCGAUGUUUUUGUAUAGUUAUUUUUUUUUUUUAAAAGUUCUGCAACCUAAGAGUAAAUCUACUUUUGGUAGUCAACGUGAAGGCAAAAUGGGACUCUGUUAAACACUCUUGUCUCGCGCCCCAAUCCGGGACAAGUUGCACAUAUUGUCUGCCUUUCUUACCCAUUCGUUGUCAUACAGGUGGGUCUUUUGAGCCUAUGCUUGCAUGGCAUGUUCAAUAUUUUUCCAUCCAUUGCUCUUGCUACGUGGCCUGUUGAAGGUGCUGAUCAUGGUUUUGGUUCGGUGUUCUUCUGUCAAGAAGAUGUGAUGGGGAGAUCGAAUGAUUCAGUUAUUGAUGCAUUUGCCUAUGACAUAAUUUGGAUUUCUGCUCAUGUACAAUAACGGUGUAUCUUUCUAAUAAGUUUACCAUUUAAUGGAUAUACCUAAUAUGGCAACUAAAGCGUCAGCUCAGGCUCAUAGCAUUCAUAAGAUCGUUGCCCUUGUUUCGUGGAACUCAUAAAUUCUAUUUUUUAUGUUGUAAAAAAUUACUCUGUUUGCUGAAAGCAUAUUUAGGAAUCAUUGCUGGACAUUCUCCUUGUGGAGCAGAGUGGCGUUUACAGAUUCAUGGUCUAUAUUUGGAUGUA
Gastrolobium bilobum is the source of this 4435-nucleotide messenger RNA. Its product is annotated as DEAD-box ATP-dependent RNA helicase 42-like. Bases 151 to 3558 code for a protein of 1135 amino acids. The transcript has 5 exons. NCBI's taxonomy places the organism in Eukaryota, Viridiplantae, Streptophyta, Magnoliopsida, Fabales, Fabaceae. Gene Ontology annotation, biological process: mRNA splicing, via spliceosome. Gene Ontology annotation, cellular component: nucleus. Gene Ontology annotation, molecular function: nucleic acid binding; RNA helicase activity; ATP binding. The record is from RefSeq and is a predicted model, not a curated record.